Molecule: messenger RNA, 726 nt
Organism: Sungouiella intermedia
Lineage: Eukaryota; Fungi; Ascomycota; Pichiomycetes; Serinales; Metschnikowiaceae
Source: the annotation of a GenBank genome assembly
AUGAGCACAGUCGCUUCAGAAUACUCCGCAGAGAGAUCUUCUGUGCCCAUCGAACACAGAUUUAACCCAUACACAGACAAUGGAGGAACGGUGCUUGGAAUCGCUGGUGAGGACUUUGCUGUUUUGGCAGGAGACACUCGUAUUGUGUCUGGCUAUAACAUUGACUCGCGGUACGAGCCCAAGAUCUUCGACGUUGGUGACGACAUCGUGAUGACCGCCAACGGCUUCGCCGCAGAUGGUGCCGCUUUAAUUGACCGUUUCAAGACCUCGUACAAGUGGUAUAAGUUCGACAAUAACAACAAGAAGUUGACCAUCAAGAGUGCUGCCAGAUACAUCCAGCAUUUGUUGUACGGUAAACGUUUCUUCCCAUUUUAUGUUAGUACACUUAUUGCAGGUUUGGACGAAGAAGGAAAGGGUGCCGUGUACUCGUAUGACCCAGUUGGCUCAUACGAGCGUGAACAGUGUAGAGCCGGAGGUGCUGCUGCUUCGUUAAUCAUGCCAUUCCUCGACAACCAGGUCAAUUUCAAGAAUCAGUAUGUUCCAGGAACUGACGGAAAAGAAAAGAGACCAAUCCGCUUUUUGAGCUUGGAGGAGGUCAUUGAGUUGGUUAAGGAUGCAUUCACGUCCGCCACUGAAAGACAUAUUCAGGUGGGUGACGGUCUAGAGAUCUUCAUUGUCACGAAAGAUGGUGUGCGCAAGGAGUACUAUCCAUUGAAGAGAGAUUAA